GUUCUCUCUUUUUUUUCAACAAAAUCGCUGCUGCUGCGAACAUGGAUUCUUCUGGUUCUAGCAGUGGUUCGAACUCUUUUGAAGAAUCUGAUACAUGACCGAAGAAAGAAAUACCUCAUUGCCACGAGUUGUACUAUGACGAUGAAGACGAAAAGUAGAAAUCCAAAGUCUCUGAUGAAGACGAAGUUGUCCCUGAUAUCGGCAGUGAUAGCGAAAGCGAAUCUGAUGGGUAUGGAGAUGGGCUUUGCGGGAUGACCAAGAAAGAGUAUCUGGAGUACUAUAAAGCUGUUGGAAUCAGCGAUGGGUUUGAUGUUCCUGAAUUUCCCCAAACAUUUGCAUUGGGUAUCAUUAUUCCAUUUCUCAGGCCUGGUGUGGAGUUCACGGAUCACCGAUCAUUUAAACAGCUUAACAGAUGUUUGAAUUUAGCAGUUGAUAAUUACAACAGAAGAUACGAUGCAAAUUACGAAUUUGUGAAAGUUGUGAAGGCAAACUCGAUGACUGUUGGUGGUUUCAUAUAUUAUAUUACCUUUGAGGCCAAGGAUAGGAUAAGGAUGACAAUCCUGUGGAAACCUUUGAAGCAAAGGUGUAUUUGGGAAUUACGGAUACGGAUGUCUUGAUAUGCACGCGUAAAAAAGUUACUAUAAUCGACCAAGGUAAAAUUAAUUCAGUAACUAAAUACCAAUUUAUUUUAAUGUUCUUUGAUUGAUUUAAUGAUUAUUUGUGGUAUUUGAUAGACUUCAACUUUGGAAUGACGGUUGUGUUUGGUAGUAAAUCCUAUGUGUAAUACCCACAAAAGUUUAAAAUUGAUUUUUAAAAUAGUUGAGGGUCAAAUGAUUAAUCUUGCGAAUUUUAUACUAUAGUAGUAUAUGAGU
This is a messenger RNA of Cornus florida, 872 nucleotides long. RefSeq lists its product as uncharacterized. Bases 252 to 617 code for a protein of 121 amino acids. Lineage: Eukaryota; Viridiplantae; Streptophyta; Magnoliopsida; Cornales; Cornaceae. The record is from RefSeq and is a predicted model, not a curated record. Gene Ontology annotation, molecular function: cysteine-type endopeptidase inhibitor activity. The transcript is spliced from 3 exons.